Molecule: messenger RNA, 936 nt
Organism: Cladophialophora psammophila CBS 110553
Lineage: Eukaryota; Fungi; Ascomycota; Eurotiomycetes; Chaetothyriales; Herpotrichiellaceae
Exons: 2
Coding region: 1-936 (311 amino acids)
Biological process (GO): rRNA processing; ribosomal large subunit assembly
Cellular component (GO): nucleus
Molecular function (GO): 3'-5' exonuclease activity; nucleic acid binding
Source: RefSeq, a predicted model, not a curated record
AUGGACCUCAACAACCUGUCAGCAAACUGGAAGAAACUGCAAGCGACGCUCAACAACAGGACAGGCAGCUUCUCCACAAAGUCCUCGUUCAAGCAUGGCGUGAAACGCAAACGGGAGGACGUCCAGAAUAUCGCCAGUAAAUCCCCCGCGGAGCCCCCGAAAACUAGGAAGAGACCACACAUCCACAGGGCCAUGGCUCUCGAUGGCGACCAUUCUACGAGACCAUCGUCGAUCCAAGAACUAGAGAAUCGCGACAACCUUCCUCGUCCACGGCCACCUCCUCGUGAGCCAUCGCAGAAGGUAAACGCGGGGCUGUCUCCCGAGGUAGAAAUUGGCAGGUACGUUGCCCUGGAUUGCGAGAUGGUCGGGGUUGGCCCGAACCCAGAGAGAGAAUCCGCACUCGCCCGUGUCAGCAUCGUCAAUUACAAUGGCGACCAAAUCUACGAUUCCUACGUUCUUCCACUUGAGACCGUUACGGACUACCGAACGCAUAUUAGUGGAAUCUCACACAAUCACAUGAAGACUGCCAGACGAUUCAAGGAGGUUCAAGUGGAAGUGGCAAAGAUCCUAAAGGACAGGGUUAUAGUUGGCCACGCCAUACGGCAUGAUCUAGAAGCAUUGAUGAUCAGCCAUCCUCAACGAGAUGUCCGGGAUACAGCUCGCCAUCCAUCCUAUCGAAAAAUAGCAGGAGGUGGAUCACCGCGACUGAAAAUCCUUGCUUCUGAAUUGCUAGGUUUUGAGAUACAGCAGAGUGAACAUUCCAGUGUCGAAGAUGCCCAGGCUUGCAUGCUACUGUUCAGAAAAGACAAAGCCGCUUUUGAACGAGAACAUUCCAAGCGAUGGCCGGCACAACCUCCUCCCGAAAGAAACCAGGAUGCGGAAGACCAGACGAAACCUCGUAAACAUAAGAAAAAAAAGAAGAAAAGAAAGCAUUGA